Ornithodoros turicata is the source of this 2774-nucleotide messenger RNA. Its product is annotated as zinc finger protein 883-like. The record is from RefSeq and is a predicted model, not a curated record. Gene Ontology annotation, biological process: regulation of transcription by RNA polymerase II. Gene Ontology annotation, molecular function: DNA-binding transcription factor activity, RNA polymerase II-specific. The coding region runs from base 11 to 1765 and encodes 584 amino acids. Lineage: Eukaryota; Metazoa; Arthropoda; Arachnida; Ixodida; Argasidae. Gene Ontology annotation, cellular component: nucleus. The transcript is spliced from 2 exons.
AACGCUUGGGAUGUUUCGCAUUAAAGAAGAACCUCAAGAGGACUCUUCGGAUGAACGUGCAAUCACAGUAGUAAAAACAGAGCCUUAUAACGAUGAAAUCUUGGCAGAGAAGGACCAGAUGGGACACAGCCAUGACUCUGCAUCAGAAGGAACAAAAGUAAGCAGUGGUGGGCUUCGUAUUAAGGAUGAGCCCAGUGACGCUUGUGGUGAAGCAUCUUCGGGUUGCACUUCUUCAAAUGCGCAGUUCGAGAUCAGCACAACCACAGUUGAAACACGAUUCGAAACCCCUGCACCGAUCACUACCGACAAUCGACCCACUGAGCGACCCUCAGACCAGAGCGAGACUCGAGAGGCAAGCAAACGAGAGAAAGACAGGCCCUAUAAGUGCAACUUUUGUUUGGCUACAUGUGUUGAUACUGGCCAUUUGGAAGCUCAUCAGAAAACUCAUAGAACGAAGACAUUUACCUGCGACACAUGUUCUGCGACAUUCCGUCAUACAUCAACUCUGCGGGUGCAUGCAGAACAUCACAGGGGAGAAGGGUCGCGCAAGUCCAAGGUAUGUGCACUUGCAUGCACAUUGAGCGCGUACAAGCACAAUCUCUGUCCAGCACGGUCCAGCCACAGUAUGUGCCUGCGGCAUCACAAGCACACACAUAUGGACAAGAAGCCCUACAAGUGUGAUCUCUCUACUGCAGAAUUCAGCUCAAGCGCAAACCUGUCGUGCCACAAGCGGGGACACACAGGCGAGAAGCCCUACAAGUGUGAUGUCUGCCCUGCGGAGUUCAGGCAGAGAGGGCACCUACAGGGUCACAAGCGGAUACACACUGGCGAGAAGCCACACAAGUGCGAUAUCUGUCCUGCACAGUUCAGGCAUAAGACGAGCCUGUCAUAUCACAAGCUAAAACAUACAGGCGAGAGGCCCCAUAAGUGCAAUCUCUGUCCUGCACAGUUCAGCCAAACCUCAAGCCUGUUGCGCCACAGGCAAAAGCACACAGGCAAGAAGCCAUACAAGUGCAAUCUCUGUCCGGCGGAGUUCAGACAUGGCUCGAACCUGUCACGUCAUAAGCGAACGCACACGGGCGAGAAGCCAUACAAGUGUGACCUCUGUCCUGCAGAGUUCAAUGAGAGCAUAACGCUGCGGAAUCACAAGCGAACACAUACAGGUGAGAAGCCCUAUAAGUGCAGUGUCUGUCCUGCAGAGUUCACACAUGGCGCACACCUGUCACGUCAUAAGCGAGCACACACGGGCGAGAAGCCAUACAGGUGCGAUCUCUGUCCUGCAGAGUUCAGCAGGAGCAUGAACCUCUCUCAUCACAAGCGAACACACACAGGCGAUAAGCCCUACAAGUGCAAUCUCUGUCCUGCAGAGUUCAGCCUUGGCACAACCCUGUCACGUCAUAGGCGAACACACACAGGCGAGAAGCCAUACAGGUGCGAUCUCUGCCCUGCAGCGUUCUGUGAUAGAAGUUCUCUGCGGUAUCACAAGCAAACACACACGGGUGAGAAGCCAUACAAGUGCAAUCUCUGUCCUGCAGAGUUCAGAAGAAGCACGGACCUCUCUCGUCACAAGCAAACACACACAGGCGUAAAGUCCUACAAGUGCAAUCUCUGUCCUGCAGAAUUCAGCCUUGGCACAACGCUGUCACGUCAUAGGCGAACACACACAGGCGAGAAGCCGUACAGGUGCGAUCUCUGCCCUGCAGCGUUCUGUGAUAGCAGGGCUCUGCGGAAUCACAAGCAAAAACACAUGGGAGAGAUGCCAUAAAAGUUCAACCUCUGUCCUGCAGAGUUCAGCAAGAGCACGGACCUGUCAUGUCACAAGCAAACACACACAGGCGAGAAGCCAUACAAGUGCAAUCUCUGUCCUAGCGGUCUGCUGUCACGAGCGCACACACAAAAAAGUGACCUCUGUCCUGCAGCGUUCACUCACAGCACGAACCUACGAUGCUACAGGCAGCCCUGGUGAUUGCACUAUAGUGAUAAGCAGGAUUAGAUAUGUUAUUUUGUUACUUCUGCGCUGCGUAUUUCAUCCGGAGCUCGAGUUCUAUCACGAGCAAAAACACGUGGACAAGAAGCCCUAUAGCUGCGAUCUUUGUACUGCAGAGUUCACCCAGAACGCUAGCCUGUCGUGCCACAGCCAGGGACACACAGGUGAGGAGCCCUACAAGUGUGAUCUCUGUCCUGCAGAGUUUGGCAAUAACACAAAACCUGAAGUAUCACAAGCUACAGUACACGCAGGAGAGAAGUCCUGCAGACUUCAUGGACAGCAGGAACUUUAAGAACCACAAGCGGACACACGUGAGCGAAGGGCCCUGCAACUCUGACCUCUGUACAGCAAAGUUCAGCUCUAGGAACAGCCUGCUGCACCACAAGUGGACGCACACGGGCGGGGAGAUAUACAGAACAUUCCUGUUCCAUGAACUCGAGGCAGAUCACAGACCUGCAGCAUUGCCAUGAGCGGACCUGCAUGGGCACGAAAAAUGUACCCUCUGUCCUGCAGAGUUCAGCCACAGUGCAAACACACACCACAAAUCACAAGUUCACAGAGUUCCACAGAGUAGCACAAAUAUUGUGCAGGUAGGUACGGCACAACACACGGUACAAAUGUCACAGAGAUAGGCAUGACACACUUGAAAUAGACUGUACAAGUGCAGAUGUCACAUACACAUGAAAGAGGGCGUCCAAGUGUCAGUUCUGUUCUAUUUCAUGUUGUUGUCCUGGUGACAUAAAGGAGCACGGCUGUACACAUGCUAUCUGUAUGCCGUUGCAUGUUA